Ustilaginoidea virens is the source of this 1284-nucleotide messenger RNA. RefSeq lists its product as uncharacterized. The transcript has 6 exons. Gene Ontology annotation, cellular component: endoplasmic reticulum; Golgi apparatus; plasma membrane. The record is from RefSeq and is a predicted model, not a curated record. Bases 1 to 1284 code for a protein of 427 amino acids. NCBI's taxonomy places the organism in Eukaryota, Fungi, Ascomycota, Sordariomycetes, Hypocreales, Clavicipitaceae.
AUGUCCGACUCGCCGCGCGGUGUCGAGCACGCCGACUCGAUAGAUUCUCACGACUCGUCGCCCAAGCCGCCCGAGAAGCAAAAGAGCCGCAGACCCCCAAAUACUGCUUUCCGGCAGCAGCGCUUGAAAGCGUGGCAACCGAUUCUGACGCCAAAGACCGUCCUGCCGCUCUUCUUCACGAUUGGCAUCAUCUUCGCCCCCAUCGGCGGCCUGCUCCUCUAUGCCAGCUCUCAGGUCCAAGAAAUCCAGCUAGACUACACCGAUUGCUUGUCAAAGGGUGGCGACUUCAACAAGACCGAGUUCAAUGUCAUGCCCGACGGCGCCGUCAACGCGGCCUUCCGGAACAAGACCGGCUCCGUCCAGGCCAAGUGGGCUGCCGAGAAGAACGUCCAAAUCACCUUGUACAACGGCGUCGCGGUGACGGGCGACCGCUGCCACUUGCAGUUCACGAUUCCCGACAGCAUGAGCCCGCCCGUUCUCUUCUACUACCACCUCACCAACUUUUACCAGAACCACCGCCGAUAUGCCGAGUCGUGCGAUCUUCACCAGCUAAAAGGCGACGCCCGCUCGUACGGCGAAAUCGCGGGAUCCAAGUGCACGCCGCUGUACGGCGAGGAUAGAGAUGGCGUCAAGAAACCGUACUACCCUUGCGGUCUGAUUGCCAACUCCAUGUUCAACGACUCCUUCGGCAACCCCAUGUGGAUGAAUGCCCCCGGCGCCGACUCGGCCAAGCCGUACAACAUGUCCACCUCGGGCAUUGCCUGGGACAGCGACAAGGAUCUCUACGGCCCUACCAAGUACAACGUCUCCCAAAUCAUCCCCCCGCCCAACUGGGCCAGGGCCUAUCCCAACGGCUACACCAACGAAAACAAGCCGCCGAAUCUGAGGGAGUGGGAGGCUUUCCAGGUCUGGAUGCGCACCGCCGGCCUGCCCUCCUUCACCAAGCUGUACAAGCGAAACGACGACAAGGCCAUGGACGCCGGGACCUACCAGAUUGCCAUUGACGACUUUUUCCCGGCGGACAAGUACGACGGCACCAAGUCUGUUCUCAUCACAACCCGUACUGUAAUGGGAGGCCGCAACAACUUCCUCGGCAUUGCCUAUAUCGCGGUUGGCGGCUUAUGCCUUGUGCUUGGGGCAGUCUUCACCGCCACGCACCUCAUUCGACCUCGAAAACUCGGCGACCAUACUUAUCUGUCCUGGAACAAGGCGCCUGCUCCCAAGCCCUCGGGGCCAAGCACCGCCAUGGCCAGCGGCCGUGAACUACGCCCCGGCGACUCCUAG